Messenger RNA from Carcharodon carcharias (great white shark), 2109 nucleotides. RefSeq names its product non-SMC condensin I complex, subunit D2 (gene ncapd2). The record is from RefSeq and is a predicted model, not a curated record. Gene Ontology annotation, biological process: meiotic chromosome condensation; mitotic chromosome condensation. Gene Ontology annotation, molecular function: histone binding. Gene Ontology annotation, cellular component: condensed chromosome, centromeric region. The annotation marks the transcript as partial. Lineage: Eukaryota; Metazoa; Chordata; Chondrichthyes; Lamniformes; Lamnidae. The transcript is spliced from 14 exons.
UGGCGAGCCGGAGAUCGUUGGCAGUAACCUGGAGACCCUGUACACGGUGGGACUGGGACCGCGGGUUCGAGAGCAGCAGGAUUACCAGCUGGCCCGAGACACCUGCCUCACCAUCGGAAAACUGUCUUGCAACAGGAAGAUGAUGCUCGGUGGUAGCUCUGCCCCCUUUCGCCUGCCACGCGAUCACCCGCUGUUCGCCCACCUCUCAGAUACUGUGACUGAAGGUUUCUCCACACCGAGUCCCCACUGGCGCCCGUUUGCUGAGUCUGCCGUCUCGCUGGUGUACCAGCUGUCCGAGCACCCGGACCGCCUGUGCGGCCGCCUCCUGCUGCGCUGUGCCACCCUGCUGACCACCCACCAGGCCGCCGGGCAGGAGGCGGGGGCACCACCCGGCCAACACACGGAGGACUCCUCCGAGGGCAAAGACGACCCGGAAUCCCAGCCCACCGUGCCGACCCGUCUGCUGGGCAACCUGGUGGCCCUGGUGGGUCAAGUGGCCCUCCAGCAGAUGCUGCACCUGGAGCGCGCCGUCGGGCCUGAGAUGCAGCGCCGCCGGCUGCACCGCGAGCAGCAGGAGGCGAAGCGGAAGCUGAAGGAGCGAGCCAAGAGAGCCAGCACCAGCGCCAUUGAGGAAGAGCUGGGGCUGGCGGAGACCUCCGCCGAUGACACCGAGUCCGAGCUGGUCCGCAGGAUCUGUGACGUGGAGCUGUUGGACGAUCGCCAACUUCUGUCCGCCUUCGUGCCCCUGAUCGUGAAGAUCUGCACCAGCCCGGGCAGGUACAACGACCCGGACCUGUGCACCGCCUCCUGUCUCGCCCUCUGCAAGAUCGCCAUGGUCAGCCACGAUUUCUGUGAGAAGCAGCUUCGCCUCCUGUUCACGAUGCUGGAGAAAUCAGCCCUGCCCAUCAUCCGCGCCAAUACCAUGGUGGCCCUCGGAGACCUGUCCUUCCGCUUCCCCAACCUCAUCGAGCCCUGGACGCCGCACCUCUACGCCAGGCUGCGGGACAGCUCUGCGGCCGUGCGCCGUACAGCUCUCAUCGUGAUGACGCACCUGAUCCUCAAGGACAUGGUCAAGGUCAAAGGUCAGAUCAGCGAAAUGGCCGUGCUGGUCAUCGAUGAGGAUGACAGCAUCGCCUUGCUGGCCCGCAGUUUCUUUAACGAGCUGUCAAACAAGGGGAACGCCGUGUACAAUCUCCUCCCUGACAUCAUCAGCCGUUUGUCGGACCCAGAGUGCGGUGUUGAGGAGGAGCUGUUCCAAACCAUCAUGAGGCAGAUGUUCCGCUACAUCACCAAGGACAAGCAGACCGAGAGCCUGGUGGAGAAGCUCUGUCAGAGAUUCCGGACCGCCAGGCUGGAGAGGCAGCACCGAGACCUGGCCUUCUGCUUGGCCCUGCUCCCAGCCUCCGAGCGAGGCCUCCGCAAGAUGCAGGAGAACUUUGAGUGCUUCGCAGACAAGCUCAGUGAUGGGGCCGUCUACCAGCAUCUGCUGGGCAUCGCGGGGAGACUGCACCGAACCAUCAAACCCGACCUGAAGGUCCUUGUCGAUGAGUUUGAGCAGCGUCUCACUCGCUGUCACAAUCGUGGUUUCGAGGAGGGGGACAUGGACGCGGACCCAGCGCCCCCACCUCCAGAGGCCAAGGGCCUGGCCAGAGCAGCCGCUAAGAAGACAGCCAGAAGGCCCGUCCAGACCCAGGGAGCCGAGCUGGUCACUCCCAGGGUGACCAGGCAUCGUCGGCAGCCCCGCAGGACCUGCAUCACCUUCUCCAGCGAUGAAACAUCAGAGGAGGAGGAGGAGGAGGAGGAGAGCGAGGAAGGUGUGGCACUGGACAGCGAGACACCCAAGAUGACCUCGCCCAUCCGUCGAGCCACAAGGGGCAAGGACCGCACACGCCUGGGACAGGUUACCCCAGGGGCACUGGGCAGCACCUGAUGUCUGCCUGUUUGUCAGGAAGUUCGGGGGCCAGUCCAUGAGCUGUCUAUCACUGAUGUCUCUGUCUGUCUCUCUCUCUGUCUGUCUCUCUCUCUGUCUGUCUCUCUCUCUGUCUGUCUCUCUCUCUGUCUGUCUCUCUCUCUGUCUGUCUCUCUCUCUGUCUGUCUCUCUCUCUGUCU